Messenger RNA from Nothoprocta perdicaria, 1038 nucleotides. It is a transcript of the gene HAS3, whose product is annotated as hyaluronan synthase 3. The annotation marks the transcript as partial. The record is from RefSeq and is a predicted model, not a curated record. Gene Ontology annotation, molecular function: hyaluronan synthase activity. NCBI's taxonomy places the organism in Eukaryota, Metazoa, Chordata, Aves, Tinamiformes, Tinamidae. The transcript has 2 exons. Gene Ontology annotation, biological process: hyaluronan biosynthetic process; extracellular matrix assembly.
CUGCGCCCCCAGGUGUGUGACUCAGACACGGUGCUGGACCCCGCCUGCACCGCCGAGAUGCUCCGCAUCCUGGAGGCCGACCCCGGCGUGGGCGGCGUGGGUGGCGACGUGCAGAUCCUGAACAAGUACGACUCGUGGAUCUCCUUCCUGAGCAGCGUGCGCUACUGGAUGGCCUUCAACGUGGAGCGCGCCUGCCAGUCCUACUUCGGCUGCGUGCAGUGCAUCAGCGGCCCGCUGGGCAUGUACCGCAACGCGCUGCUGCAGCACUUCCUCGAGGACUGGUACCACCAGACCUUCCUGGGCACCAAGUGCAGCUUCGGCGACGACCGGCACCUCACGAACCGCGUCCUCAGCCUGGGCUACCGCACCAAGUACACGGCCCGCUCCAAGUGCCUCACGGAGACGCCCACCCGCUACCUGCGCUGGCUCAACCAGCAGACCCGCUGGAGCAAGUCCUACUUCCGCGAGUGGCUCUACAACGCGCUCUGGUUCCACAAGCACCACCUCUGGAUGACCUACGAGUCCGUGGUGACCGGCUUCUUCCCUUUCUUCCUCAUCGCCACYGUGAUCCAGCUCUUCUACCGCGGGCGCAUCUGGAACAUCCUCCUGUUCCUGCUCACGGUGCAGCUCGUGGGCAUCAUCAAGGCCACCUACGCCUGCUUCCUGCGGGGCAGCGCCGAGAUGAUCUUCAUGUCGCUCUACGCCCUGCUCUACAUGUCCAGCCUGCUGCCCGCCAAGAUGUUCGCCAUCGCCACCAUCAACAAGUCGGGCUGGGGCACGUCGGGGCGCCGCACCAUCGUGGUCAACUUCGUGGGGCUGCUGCCCGUGUCCGUGUGGGUGGCGGUGCUGCUGGGCGGGCUGGCCUACACCGCCUACAGCCAGGACCUGGUGAGCGACACCGAGGUGGCCUUCCUGGUGUCGGGCGCCGUGCUCUACGCCUGCUACUGGGUGGCCCUGCUCAUGCUCUACCUGGCCAUCGUGGCGCGGCGCUGCGGCAAGCGGCAGGAGCAGUGCGGGCUGCCCUUCGCUGAGGUGUGA